Messenger RNA from Dicentrarchus labrax (European seabass), 1713 nucleotides. It is a transcript of the gene metrnla, whose product is annotated as meteorin like, glial cell differentiation regulator a. Gene Ontology annotation, molecular function: hormone activity. NCBI's taxonomy places the organism in Eukaryota, Metazoa, Chordata, Actinopteri, Moronidae. The transcript is spliced from 4 exons. Bases 289 to 1149 code for a protein of 286 amino acids. The record is from RefSeq and is a predicted model, not a curated record. Gene Ontology annotation, biological process: energy homeostasis; positive regulation of brown fat cell differentiation.
GAGCAAUCAAGGCUGCAGUCGGAGCUGAACUCAGUCCACAUUUUACAACAGGACUCUCAGCACCGGGUCUCUGCGACCGACCGAGCCUUUUCCAUAAGCGCCGUUAUUCCUCCGCACUGUCCGAGAACAGAAGGAGCAAACCCCCGGGGGUAGGAAGCGGCACGGAGCGGCACGGAGCGGACCGGAGCGGACCGGGGUCACAUGGAAACGCUAUGUAGCUGGAAACACGGCGGCGGGACUUCAUCAUAGUUUCACUCGAGAGGAGGCGAAGUGAGCUGCGAGAUAAACAUGCUCAGCCCGAUGCUGGCCUCCCUGCUGCCUCUUCUCCUUCUCUGUCGGAUUUCUUUCUGCCAGUACUCCAGCGACCAGUGCAGCUGGAAGGGCAGUGGUCUGACUCACGAAGGCCACGCCAGGGACGUGGAGCAGGUGUACUUGCGUUGCUCCCAGGGCUCUCUGGAGUGGCUCUAUCCAACGGGGGCCAUCAUUGUCAACCUCCGGCCCAACACGGUCUCCCCCGCCGCCGCCCGCCUCUCCGUCUGCAUCAAACCCUCUGCCGACUCCACGGGCACCAACAUCUACCUUGACCGCAACGGCAAGCUGCGGCUGCUGCUGCGUGACCAGGACCAAGCUCAGGGCAAGGUGCAAUGCUUCAGCAUCCGGGAGGGGGCACUCUUCAUCGAGGCUGUCCCGCACAUGGACAUCAGCCGCCGGAUCACAGCGUUCCAGUACGAGCUGGUCAGCGACAGGCUGGGACCAGAGGCGCGCUCACUGGGAGCACCUUGUCAGCCCUGCAGCGACGCUGAGAUGCUUCUAGCAGUCUGCACCAAUGACUUUGUGGCACGGGGCAGCAUUAAGAAAGUGGAGCAGGAGGAGGAGCACUCGUCCGUCACUGUGGAGAUCAGCCGCCUCUACAGACAGAAGACCCAGGUCUUUGCAUCUGGCGGCGUGAGGGUACGGAGCUGGACUGGCCACAUCAAGAUGCCCCUCCAGUGCAGGGUGAGGUCUGGCGAGGGCGAGUUCCUCUUCACGGGGACGGUGAGGUUUGGGGAGGCCUGGAUGGGCUGCGCUCCACGCUACAAAGACUUCCUGCGGUUGUAUCAUGAGGCACAGCAGCAGGGGACCAACCCCUGUCAAGUGGACACCGACUGAGUGUGGCACACGCUUGGAAAUAGGACAAGUCCUCACUGGGUGGGGAGGAGAGCUGAACGAAGAGUUCAUGCUAAGCAGAGAAAGAGACUGACAGACUGGCCCAGUGGCAGAGCCUCUCUCCUCUCCUGCUGGCUCGUGACUCUUUGGAGACGAAGAAUGGAGCUCCUGAAUGUUGCCAAGCAGCAUGCUGGAUGGAGUCGAACGUGAUGUAACGUGGAAUGUCUUCAGACUGCCUUUACUCGCAGACAAGGAUCUCCCAGGUUUUAAAUGUAGCAAAACCCCAUUUGUUUUUUUUUUAUUUGUAUAAAAUGUGAAUGAACAUUGUAUAUUUUGAAACUCUGCGUGCUUUGUAAAAAGCUUGAUGUACAGUUCUGAAGUCAUUUCUUAUGACAGAAAUGUAUAAAGUGAAAGCCUCUUAUUUUUAUUUUGUUUAAAAAAUGAUUCGCAAUUUAAUGCCUGAAUUCAUGUUUUUUUUCAGGCCGGACAAUUGUAAAAAAAACAAACCAAAAAAAAGCAAGAUCUUGUUUUUUUGCCAUUGAGAAUAAAAGCUUUUAUUCCAUGGAA